GACCUGCCCCCAGCAAGCGCGGGGACAGCUGCCGGUUCGCAGCCUGCUCGGUUCCGCCAUCGGUUCGCGGCGCUUCGGCCCGCCCCGACCCCUCCCCGAGCGCUGCCGUGUUGCCAUGGCACGUUCCGCUCGGCCCGAGGAGGUGGCGCGGCCUGCCGGGGCCUGAGCGGCGGGAAGCCCGUGGGCCGAACCCGGGCGGACGCGGAGCCUGCCCUGGCCGCAGCGCCCUGCUCGGGGCCGCCGUCCCCCUACCCCCCGCCGCCCCCCGCUCCGCCGCCGCGCCCCGACCCCGAGGUUCCGGCGGCGGGCGGCGGCGGCGGGCGCCGGCUGGAGCAGGCGGCGGGGAAGAUGGCGGGGAACGGCGGAGGCUUCGCUGGCGCCGGGAGCGGGGAGAUCGUCCAGCUCAACGUGGGCGGCACCAGGUUCAGCACUUCGAGACAAACACUGAUGUGGAUUCCAGACUCCUUUUUUUCCAGUUUGCUGAGUGGGAGAAUUUCAACACUGAAGGAUGAAACUGGUGCUAUAUUUAUUGAUAGAGAUCCAACAGCAUUUGCCCCCAUUUUAAAUUUUCUUCGCACAAAGGAGUUAGACUUAAGGGGGGUGAGUAUUAAUGUUCUCAGACAUGAAGCUGAAUUCUAUGGAAUCACUCCUUUAGUUAGGAGACUGCUUCUAUGUGAAGAACUGGAACGCUCAUCUUGUGGCAGUGUCCUGUUUCAUGGCUAUUUGCCUCCUCCAGGCAUUCCCAGUCGUAAAAUAAAUAAUACUGCUGGGCCACCAACUGAUAUUAGAACUGGUCAAAACUGCUCUGAGAAUGAUACUCAUGGAGGUGGUGUCCAACCUACACUUGCUGGUACUGGAGAAGGUACAGUCAGGCUAGGAUUUCCUGUGGACCCACGGAAAGUUCUAAUAGUAGCUGGCCAUCACAAUUGGAUAGUAGCUGCCUAUGCUCAUUUUGCAGUUUGCUACAGAAUCAAAGAAUCAUCUGGAUGGCAGCAGGUGUUCACGAGUCCCUAUCUUGACUGGACAAUUGAGCGAGUAGCUCUCAAUGCUAAGGUGGUUGGAGGACCUCAUGGAGACAAGGACAAGAUGGUUGCAGUUGCCUCAGAGAGUAGCAUAAUCUUAUGGAGCAUUCAAGAUGGUGGUAGCGGCAGUGAAAUUGGGGUGUUCAGCCUUGGAGUCCCUGUAGAUGCUCUCUUCUUCAUCGGCAACCAGUUGGUGGCUACAAGUCAUACAGGGAAAGUAGGAGUGUGGAAUGCUGUGACUCAGCACUGGCAGGUCCAGGAUGUCGUUCCUAUCACAAGCUACGAUACUGCUGGGUCUUUUCUGCUGCUGGGCUGUAACAAUGGCUCUAUCUAUUAUAUAGACAUGCAGAAGUUCCCAUUGCGGAUGAAGGACAAUGAUCUUCUAGUGACAGAAUUGUACCAUGACUCCUCCAAUGACGCUAUAACAGCGCUCAGUGUCUACCUCACGCCUAAAACAAGUGUAAGCGGCAAUUGGAUUGAGAUAGCGUAUGGUACCAGCUCUGGAGCAGUGAGGGUGAUUGUACAGCACCCUGAAACAGUUGGAUCUGGGCCUCAGCUCUUUCAGACUUUCACAGUUCAUCGAAGUCCUGUUACCAAGAUCAUGCUCUCAGAGAAACACCUUGUGUCAGUUUGUGCAGAUAACAACCAUGUACGGACAUGGACUGUGACUCGGUUCCGGGGCAUGAUUUCAACUCAGCCAGGCUCAACACCUCUUGCAUCAUUCAAAAUCUUAUCCCUGGAGGAAGCAGAGAGUCAUGGCAGUUACUGUUCUGGAAAUGACAUCGGACCCUUUGGUGAACGUGAUGAUCAACAGGUGUUUAUUCAGAAAGUUGUUCCCAUCACUAAUAAGCUCUUUGUAAGGCUGUCUUCAACUGGGAAAAGAAUCUGUGAGAUCCAAGCAGUAGAUUGCACUACCAUCUCCUCUUUUACUGUCCGGGAAUGUGAAGGAUCCAGCAGAAUGGGCUCCCGACCCCGCCGUUACCUCUUCACCGGACAUGCAAAUGGCAGCAUCCAGAUGUGGGACCUGACCACAGCAAUGGACAUGGUUAACAAGAGUGAAGACAAAGAUGUUGGUGGCCCUACAGAGGAAGAGCUGCUGAAGUUGCUUGACCAGUGUGACCUGAGUACAUCACGCUGUGCCACACCCAACAUCAGUCCUGCCACCUCGGUAGUUCAGCCAAACCGGCUGCGGGAAUCUAAUUCCAGCCUCCAACUGCAACACCACGAAACUAUCUACGAAACAGCUACGUAUGGUUCUAUGCGGCCAUACAGAGAAAGCCCCCUGCUGGCAAGAGCAAGGAGGACGGAGAGCUUUCACAGUUACCGGGACUUCCAGGCUUUCAACUUAUCCAGCAAAAGCCCAGUAGAAAAGGCAGCCCCUGUAAAUGGGAAUUCAAGCCAGACAGAGGGCAGGAAGUCAACGGCUGAAGGCAGUGCAGCUGAGAAGGCAGUCCUGACAGCAGCACUUGAAGUGCGAGGCACUGGUCUGACAGAUGCAGGUGGGUGUUGCAGUACAGAAGUUCACAGGCUGCCGGAGAGUUCUCUGGAUCCCAAAAGAAGAGGACCAGAAGAGGAGGGUGAAGCCAAAGGAGAAAGCAAAAAGAAAACAGGGUUUGAAGGAGCUGGUUUCCUGGGAAGGAAGAAAGUGCCUCAUCUGGUUUCUGCACCAGUGCUUGCUGAAGGUGGGCCUGAGUUACCUGGUGCGGCUUCUCCAUCACCUACAAAGACAGCUGCUUCACCACGCCAUCGGAAGAAUGAUUCAUCUUGCCAAGACUAUGGCUUGUGAAAAUGUGACUGGUGGCAAAGAUGAGGUGGAGGUGCCCUCUGGCUGCUAGCAAAUAUAACACUGCAUGUUGUGGGUUUCUUCUUGAAUGAGAUUUUGUUGCAAUAACCUGAAUGAAAAUUGUAAGGAGGCAGGUUAGGAGGAAGUACCUGGCUGCUGCCAAACUUGGGAAGAGGCAUUCACAUCAGUGUGUGGCUUUAUGUAAUGCUCCAAAAUGUAGUGCGGUACUUGGUCCAAAAUGUUGUUGUGCAUUCUUGAGUAAACAUGGUCAGGCAUGUGCUAUGUUGUGGUAAUGUUGGAAGGGGGAGGGAGGGUGCUAGAGAAAUACCUGGUUGCGUGGUGGAAGACUCCUUUUAGACAUGGUCACACACAGGUCAGUAGAGCUGCUGCUGUCUUGGCUGGAUUCUGACUAAUUUGCAGGGCUGCCUCUGUAGUCUUGUUUUCUGAAUGGGAUCCUCACUCUGUAUGCUGCUGUCUGAAGGCUGAAAUGUAUUGUCCAGGUAAAGGAGGAAGCUAUUUAAAAUAGCAUAUUAUAUUGCCUCUUUGUCCUAAUAAAUUGUAAGAAAAAUGUUGCUUGUGCUUUCUGAAAAUGUAUGGUAUCAGAUGAUGGGUUUUGCUGACUGUGACUGAGAGCAUACAUAAAAAUAUGCUUGGUAAAAUACACUGAA
Molecule: messenger RNA, 3473 nt
Organism: Gallus gallus (chicken)
Lineage: Eukaryota; Metazoa; Chordata; Aves; Galliformes; Phasianidae
Gene: SHKBP1
Product: SH3KBP1 binding protein 1
Exons: 18
Coding region: 349-2808 (819 amino acids)
Biological process (GO): protein homooligomerization
Molecular function (GO): protein binding
Source: RefSeq, a predicted model, not a curated record